This is a messenger RNA of Eimeria maxima, 3264 nucleotides long. RefSeq lists its product as hypothetical. NCBI's taxonomy places the organism in Eukaryota, Apicomplexa, Conoidasida, Eucoccidiorida, Eimeriidae. The coding region runs from base 1 to 3264 and encodes 1087 amino acids. The transcript is spliced from 7 exons. The record is from RefSeq and is a predicted model, not a curated record.
AUGGGGUGUCUGCGUGCAACGAGCGUCGGCGUCCUAAAACCUGCUGCAGCAAGCAGCAAACAGCAGCAGCUGCAGCAGCAGCUGCAGCAGCAACUGCAACGAAUGGAGGAACGGCAGCAGCAACUGCAGCAACUGCAGCAGAAGGAUCCAAGGUGGAGGAAGAAGGAGAAGAGAAGAGAGAGGAGGGAAGCAGCAAAGAGAGCUGCUGCUGCUGCUGCUGCUAACGAGGAUAAAGCAGCAGCAGCAGCAGCAGCAGCACAAGAAGCAGCAGAAAUGGAAGCAGCACUUGUUGCUGCUGCUGAGGAAGCAAUAGAGACAGCACAGAACCCCACAGAGUUGCUGCUGCUGCUGCUGCUGUCUAGUGACACUGCUGCUCCUGCAGCAAGAAAGAGCAACAAGCUGCUGCAGCAGCAGCAGCAGCAGCCGACGGACCCGGAUCAGCUGGAGCAGCUGCUGCUGCUGCAGCAGCACCAGCAGCAGCAGCAAAAACUAGCAAAUGCACUAGUAGCAGGAGACGUAGAGGCGCUGCAGCAGCAGCAGCAGCAGCCAUCCCUUCCUUUAUAUCUUCUUGCUCGUUGCAUGCAGCGUCUUGCGCAGCUGCUGCAGCAGAAACCGCAGCAGCUGCAGCAGCUGCAGCAGCAGCAACAAGCAUCACGGGCCCCAUUUAUCAGCAGCAGCAGCAGCAGCAGCAGCAAGGAGCAUAGAAGGAGACUAACGCGUUGCUUAACGCGGCUGCUGCAGGAGGUUGCCUUGCAUGCAGCUCAGUUGCUGUAUCCGCAGCAGCAGCAACAGCAGCAACAGCAGCAACAGCAGCAACAGCAGCAGCAGCAGCAGCAGCAGCAGCAAGAGCGUCUGUCGUUGCUGCUAUCUGUUGCUCGUUCUCUGUAUGACUCGGGCCUAGCAGGUCCUCUUAGCCUGCAGCAGCAGCAGUUGCUGCAGCAGCAGCGUCAGCAGCAGCAGCAGCAUUUGCUGCCUAUAUCUGUGCUGCAGCAGCUAAGGCCUCUACUAGCAUCUACAGAGUUGCUGCUGCGGCGUGCGGUGUACGUACACCUGGAGUGCAUGCAGCCGCAGCAGCUAUGUGAGGUGCUCGAGCUGUUUGAGUCCCUCUGCAGCAAGCAGCAGCAGCACGUCACGUUGCUGCUGCAGCGUAAGAAAGGGCUGCUGCUGCUGCAGCCAAGACCGUACAUGCAGCAGCAGCUGCCACCAUGGAAGGGAGCAGCAGCAGCAGCAACAGCAUUACUCUUUCGUGCUGCAGCAAGAGAUGAACUGUAUUGGAAGCAGAAGCAGCAGCAACUGCAGCAGCAGCAACAGCAGCAACUGCAACAACUGCAGCAGCAACAGCAGCAGCAACAGCAACAGCAGCAGCAACUACCGCAGCAUUAUCUGCAGCCGCUGCAGCAGCCAGCAGCACCAUUAGUAGAUCCAGUUGUACUGCAGCAGCAGCAGGAAAGGGAGUCUGCUGCAUUUGCUGCAGCAGCAGCAGCAGCAGCAGCACAACGUAUUGAAUAUAUAUCCCUAUCUAUGCAUGCAUUUGCUGCACUAAGAGGGAAGGAUGGUCUUGCUGCUGCUGAUGCUGCGCUGCUGCUGCAGAGAUACUUGAAGAUAAUCUCUAGACACAAUAUUGAGGAUUUCUCUGCUCCUGCUUCUUUGCGGCUGCUGCAUGCAGCGCAGCAGCUGGGGAUAAGAGGUGCUGCUGCUGCUGUAUUAACAGCAGCAGCAAGAAGACACAGCAAAAAAUGGUCAAACAGCAGCAGCAGCAAAGUACAUCUAUUCAGGCUUGUAUCUACAUUAAGCGAGCUGGAUAUCCGUCCUAAUGAUCCUCUUGUUGCUGCUGCUGUUAAUGGCAUCAUCUCCCGCAUUCCUCCCCCUGCUGCUGCUGCUGUUGGCCUGCGAAGAUCCGCUACGUGGACUGCUGAGGAGCUCGCUUCCUUGCUGCGCUCCUUAGCAAUCAUAGGUGUAUACCCAGACUGCCUAUACACCCGAGCAUUAUCUUCGCGUAUAUGGGGUCCUUUCUUUGAGCAGCUGCAGCAGCUGCAGCAGCAGCAGCAGCAGCAGCAGAUGCAGCAGCAUAUGCAGCAGCUGCAGGAACAGCAAACGCGGCAGCAACGGCAGCAGGAGGAUUCAGCGCAUGCAUACAGUGCAUAUGACAUGGAGAAUCGUCCAGCAGUUGCUGCUGUUUAUCUUUAUGAGGCACUGCUUGCUCGCUAUAUACACCGACAGCAGCAGCAGCAGCAGCAGCAACAGCAGCAGUUGUUGCAGCAGGAGCAGCAGCAGCAGCAGGCAUCGUCAGACCGCCCUGAGCCGAGUUUUGUUGCAGCAGCAGAAUCAGCAGCAGCAGCAGAAUCAGCAUCAUCAUCAUCAGCAGCAGGAGGAGAAGCAGCAGCAGCAGCAGCAGCAGCAGCAGCAGCAGAGUUAAGCAGUGCUGCACCAGAUUUGCUGCAGGGUUUAGAUUGCUGCUGCUGGCCUCCUCAUUGGCAGCAGCAGCUGUUUGCUGCUGCAUGUGCUGCGCAGCAAGUCUUCUGUCCGUCAGAUAAGCAGCGUCGUGCUGCUGCGCUGCUGCAGCAGAUUGGGCUACAAGCUGAGGUGAAGCCACAGACAGCGGAGGGCCUCUCUCCAGACAUUGCAGUCACGUUACCGUUGCUGCUGCAGCCGCAGCAGCAGCAGCAGCAGCAGCAGCAGCAGCAGCAGCAGCAGCUAGCUGCACGUGGCGUGGCGCUGCAGAUAGAGGGGCGUGGCAGAUGGAGAGCAGCAGCAGCAGGAGUAACGGGGAUGCAGUUGUUAGAGGGACUAGGUUGGCGUGUUGUUUCUUUAUCUUCUUUUUUGCUGCCGCUGCGGGGUGCAGCAGCAGAUGAUGCUGCUGCUCUUGUGUCUCUCCUUCCCCAAGAUGUGCAGCAAGCUAUAGAGCAGCAGCAGCAACAGCAGCAAGAGCAGCAGCGGAAGCAGAAAGAGCAACAGCAGAAGCAGAAGGAGCUACAGGAGCAGCUGAGAAAGCAGCAGCAGCAGCAGCAGCAGCAGCAACAAGCGCAAGAACAGAUAAGCGCGUUGCUAGGAGGCAGCAGCAGCAGCAGCAGCAGCAGCGGCAGCAACUUGCUGCUGAUGGAAACACUCGCGAGGGAGGCUAUGCGCAAUGUGCUGUCGCAAGCCAGCAGCAGCAGCAGCAGCAACGGCAACAGCAGCAGCAGCAGCAACAGCAACGGCAGCAGCAGCAGCAGCGAAGCAACAGAUGCUGCUGGGGAGAUGCUCGAAGACGUCAAAGACAAUUGA